AUGAAAUCGUCCCUUUCGGAUACAAACUCUGUUGAGAGUCUGUUUGGCUUGAUUAAUGUAAACCCACAUCCCGAAUCCUACUCCAAUUUUUCUAAUCCUUAUUAUCAACAAAAUAAUCUUGACACCUUCUCAAAUAAUAAUUAUACUGACUAUAAUAGUAUUAAUAACAACCAAAAUGCUGCUCUAAACAACAAUAACAAUAACAAUAACAACAAUACUUCUCAUCAAAAUUUUGAUGCCAACAACAAUACCAAUAAUUUUGGUGGUUGGAAAUGUUCACGCUGCCAUAAAAACUUGACAACUGUUUUGGAAUUUUGUAAACAUUUAGAUGAGGAAGGUAUUGAAAAUUGUUAUAAGUGCAAAUUCCCCAAUUGUGUUUACUCUACCAUUGGUUUUAAAAAUGUCUCUUAUUGUAAAAGACAUGUUAAAAGCCAUGAUAAACACCCUGAAAGUUGUCCCUAUACUGACUGCACUUACAGAUCAAGAAAAAAAGAGAAUUUAUCAAGACACAUUAAUAAAAGACAUCCAAACAAUGAAAAUUCUUAUAUUACUUAUCAAUAUUCUUUAUCAAAUAAUUUGAUUUUUUCUUCUCAACUUCAACCCCAAACUCAAACACAAUACAAUAGCAAUAAUAGUAAUAACAAUAAUAGUAAUAAUAACAAUAAUAAUAACAACAACAACAAUAACAAUAAUAUCAACUCUAAUUAUUAUGUUGAAAAUAAUGCAAAUAUAAACUCUUUUCAAUCCCAAUCCCAAUCUCAACCCCAAUCUCAGUCUCAGUCUCCAUUUCAAAAUCAAAAUCAAAAUCAAAAUCAAAUACAACAAUCUCAAAUUCAAAUUCAAACCUCCCCAACUGAAAUUUAUGGUCAACCUGAUUAUACCUCUGACCCAAAUUCACAAUACCAUUCUCAAUAUUAUUCUAGAUAUCGCUCAUCUUAUUCAACAGAUUAUAGAAAUGAAAUUUCCUAUAACAAUUCACUAAAUACCGAUGAAACCGAUUCGAGAUAUUAUAAUUCUUCUAACAUUAAUUCCCAUUCUACUUUGAAUUCAAUCUCCAAUUCCAAUUCCAAUUCCAGUUCCAAUUCAAACUAUAAGAUUAAUAACGAGAUAAAUAAUUUAUCAAUUGUUGAACAGAAUUCCAAUGAAAAUGCCUUUAUUAACUCUCCCAAUAUUCCUUUGAAUUAUACUCCAAAUAACCAAUAUAAUAACACCCUUGCUAAUAAUUGCAAUUCAAUUUAUGAUACUCAAAAUAUUUACGGUGCCACUCAAAAUCUCAAUAAUCUUAAUAAUCUUAAUAAUCUUAAUACUCUAAAUAAUGUUAAUAAUUAUUACUCUAAUAACGUAGUUAAUAAUAGUAAUGACGACAAUAAUAAUAUUUACGAUAACAAUACCAAAAUUCCAUCGAGCAAUUCCAAUUAUCCCGAGAUGAAUUACAAUUCAACGGACUCAACAAGAAAAAUAGAUAAUCAAUUUUAUAAUAACUUUUAUGGAAAUUAUCGUUCAGUUCAAAGAACCGAAAAUGAUAGAUUUUUGAAUAAUAAUAAUAAGAUCAAUCCCAAUACUUAUUAUAAUUACCAACAAAACGCGUUGGUGAAUUCAAAUCAAAACACAUUAACAACAACUAUUCCUUCUUUCGAAACUCUUUUGUCAACUAUUGCUAAAAGUAGUAAGAAAUAG
Molecule: messenger RNA, 1677 nt
Organism: Ascoidea rubescens DSM 1968
Lineage: Eukaryota; Fungi; Ascomycota; Saccharomycetes; Ascoideales; Ascoideaceae
Exons: 2
Coding region: 1-1677 (558 amino acids)
Source: RefSeq, a predicted model, not a curated record